Molecule: messenger RNA, 3449 nt
Organism: Nothoprocta perdicaria
Lineage: Eukaryota; Metazoa; Chordata; Aves; Tinamiformes; Tinamidae
Gene: PKNOX1
Product: PBX/knotted 1 homeobox 1
Exons: 12
Coding region: 255-1565 (436 amino acids)
Biological process (GO): regulation of transcription by RNA polymerase II; angiogenesis
Molecular function (GO): RNA polymerase II cis-regulatory region sequence-specific DNA binding; DNA-binding transcription factor activity, RNA polymerase II-specific
Source: RefSeq, a predicted model, not a curated record
CAUUUUAUAGCACCCAUGUGCAGUACUUCUGAAUAGGAGAAUUUCCAGAACUGCCUUCAAAUAGCGAAAACAAAGUUUCCUCACUGAGUGCCGACCAGUAGAAGGAUUCGUAUCGUCAUGUUUCUGGCCACUACCUUGUGCAUCAGUAGAAUUUGCUCUGCAAAAACAAGAUAAUGGCCUCUUCAACCAGCUGAAAGAAAGAGUGUAUUUGUCCUCAUUUAUGAUGAUUUGACAUAAUUAGCAUUUUGCUAACCAUGAUGGCAACACAGACAUUAAGUAUAGACAACUAUCAGGAUGGACAACAGAUGCAAGUAGUAACAGAAUUAAAAACUGAACAAGAUCCAAACUGCUCUGAAACUGAUGCAGAAGGGGUGAGUCCUGCCCCUGUAGAAUCUCAGACUCCAAUGGAUGCAGACAAGCAGGCUAUUUACAGGCACCCACUAUUUCCCUUAUUAGCAUUAUUAUUUGAAAAAUGUGAACAAUCUACACAAGGUUCAGAAGGUACAACUUCUGCUAGUUUUGAUGUAGAUAUUGAAAAUUUUGUAAGGAAACAGGAGAAAGAAGGAAAACCGUUUUUCUGUGAAGAUCCAGAAACUGAUAAUCUGAUGGUAAAAGCAAUCCAAGUUCUACGUAUCCAUCUGCUUGAACUAGAAAAGGUUAAUGAGCUCUGCAAGGAUUUUUGCAGUCGCUACAUUGCCUGCCUGAAGACAAAAAUGAAUAGUGAAACUUUAUUAAGUGGAGAACCUGGAAGUCCUUAUUCACCUGUGCAAUCUCAGCAAAUUCCAAGUGCCAUUGCAGGCACACUCAGUCCCCAAGGGAUUAUGGUGCCAGCAUCAGCAUUGCAGCAGGGAAAUGUCACUAUGGCAACAGUAGCAGGCGGGACAGUGUAUCAGCCUGUCACUGUGGUCACUCCACAAGGUCAAGUGGUGACACAAGCACUGUCACCUGGGACUAUUCGGAUCCAGAAUUCUCAGCUUCAGUUGCAAUUAAACCAAGAUCUAGGCAUCUUGCAUCAAGAUGAUGGCUCAUCAAAAAACAAAAGAGGAGUUCUUCCCAAGCACGCUACAAAUGUGAUGAGAUCUUGGCUCUUUCAGCACAUAGGGCAUCCAUAUCCAACAGAGGAUGAGAAGAAACAGAUUGCAGCACAAACAAAUUUGACACUACUCCAGGUUAACAACUGGUUUAUCAAUGCUAGAAGGCGAAUUCUUCAGCCAAUGCUGGAUUCCAGUUGUUCCGAAACUCCAAAAACAAAGAAGAAAACAGCUCAGAACAGGCCAGUUCAGAGGUUCUGGCCUGACUCCAUUGCUUCAGGAGUUGCUCAGCAGCAAUCUAACGAGCUUACAAUGUCAGAUGGUGCUGUUGUAACAAUCACAGCCCCAGUCAACAUGAAUGUAGACAGUCUCCAGUCCCUGUCGUCCGAUGGUGCUACUUUGGCUGUUCAGCAGGUCAUGAUGGCAGGGCAGAGCGAGGAUGAGUCCGUGGACAGCGGCGAAGACGACGCAGGAGAUCUCUCGACGACAAAUAUCAGUGGGCUGGUCUUGGAUAACAGCGAUUCUCUGCAGUAGGAAUCAAGAAAGAGUGACAAAAUGCUUAGGAAAACGAAUGAACUGACUGACUGUUUUUAUAGUUUGCACAGCAAACAUUUUACACAAGUUUUAUUUCUAAUAUGUUUUAUAUGUAGAUAUAGAAGGGUGCACUUUUUUGUAUUUCAUAGUAAGCUUAAAGAGUGUUUUUGCAGGUGCAGCAACUUCUUUCAAAUGUGUUUUUUAUUUCUUUUCAUUUUCUUAUUUCAGAAAAUUAUAUCUAGUAAUAUAAAGAACCACAUAAGCACCCCUUUGUUCUCUGAUGAAUUGGAAGUGCUGCGGUUUCUAAAGAAUUAUGCAGUUUCAAUUAGUGCUGUUAUUUAACACAGCUCUUGACGGGCAGGUGAUGUAAAUUUAAAGCAUGUGACACUAGUGUGUGGAACUUGAUCAUUGCGUUAGAUACAUAUAUUUGAAAGAUGCUUCUGCACCUUAAAAACUGCUAGUCUGAGGUGGACAGCAACACACAGAAAGAAGAUGGUGAUGUGUGAUUCAGUAGCGAAUGUAUGGCAAUUUAAAUAAGUUUAGUUUCUCUCAUAGUCAGUGAGCCUGUUUAUCAUUUGCUAAAAAAAGAAAAAAAAAAAAUUCCUAUUUUUACCUUGCCGGGAUUAUUGGAUAAAAAAUAUUUUUAUAAAUUCAGUAGGAAUUGGGAUGACGACUGUAUUAAGCAGGAGAAAAACAAAUUUCCAGAGGGGAAAAGAAAAUGUUUAGUAUUCCUAUUUGGAAGGUCUGAAAACUGACCCAAUUUAAUAAACAAACCUACACUAGCGUCCUAUGAUUCUCAGCUAUCCCAUAGUGGUGUAGUAUAUUUGAUAACAGCCUACAGAACGGCCCACUGUUUGCUGGGAUUUUGAUAUUGUCAAACUUUGAUUUAUAUUAUGUGUAAACUAAUAAUUAAUAAUAUUCAAAUAACAAUAACGCUGUAUCUAAACAUGUAUCUGAAGAUGUUUGCUAAAUGGGUAUUCAGGUAAGUAAAUUCAAAUACCCACAACACUUCCAGUUAUUAGAGAAAUUUAACAGUUUAUAGUUUGUCCAUCUGAUGCUAAAAAAUGAAAAGUUGCCUAUUAUGCAGUGAUGGAUUUACUAUCUAUUUGCUAUUUUGUUGCAUUUGAAUAUUUUUUCCCCAAUACAAAAAGAAAUAAUUUAUGGAUUUAUAUGAAGUUUCUCUUCAAAGCUGCAGGUCACUGCUAGAGUAUACAGCAGGCUUACUAGAGUAGGAGAUCCUUGUGUGUCCUUCAAAAAUUGAGAGCUUGUCAUGAAAGCAGUUUUUUUGUUUCUUUUUGUUUCUUUUUUUUUUGUGGUAAUAGAUAAUUUCUUCUUUCCCCAAGUUUGGAGUCUGUGUCUGUCUACCCAUGAACACUUAGUUCUGGAACUUUGUAUUCCCGUUAUUAAGUACAAGUCUGCAAGUAACAGACUCCRAGAGUCUCAUGGUAUCAUCAAGGUCCUCUUCUCCUCCAGUCCAUGCGUCCYUAUCUCGGCUUUGAUCAAAGACAGAAAUUUCUUCUCAUUUAGACCACAUCUAGUUGCAUUUCUAACAUGACAGGCAAAAAGGAUGCAGAAAAGCUUUUAGGAUGUUAGGCGCUGUAUUUGAACAAAGYCCUUUAGCAAAUGCAAACAUCGAACUGAAUAUUCAUUUUUUUUGCUUCACAAAAUGCUCAGGCAUGUGCUUAGGUCUCAUUGAUUUCAAUAGGAUUGAAGCAUGUAUUUUUUGACAUGCUGAAAUUCUUGGAAGCAGGUCUUUAAAGACUGUUUCCCAAGGCRUUUUUAAGUCAGUAUGAAGAAGGAUUUCACGAAGAAACGUCAUGCUAGUGAUUGGUAGCUCUUUUGAAAAACUGGUGUUGGGCUUUACUCARCCCAAAUGCUUCUUCU